Molecule: messenger RNA, 801 nt
Organism: Elephantulus edwardii (Cape elephant shrew)
Lineage: Eukaryota; Metazoa; Chordata; Mammalia; Macroscelidea; Macroscelididae
Product: skin-specific protein 32-like
Exons: 1
Coding region: 1-801 (266 amino acids)
Source: RefSeq, a predicted model, not a curated record
AUGUGUGACCAACAGAAGCAGCAGCAGCAGUUUUUCCCUACAUGCUGCGUGAAAGGGUCAGGGCUGGGGACCGUGCAAAGCACAAAAUCCACGUCUGUGAAGUGUGCGGCUCCGUGCCAGACAAAAGCCGUCUCUGUGACGGAGUCCGUUGCUGGUCAGACACAAGCUAGUGUGAAAUGCCCAGCUCCAUGCCCGACUCAGACCUAUGUGAAGUACCAGGUCCCAUGCCAGACUCAGACCUACGUGAAAUGCCCUGCUCCGUGCCAGACGUAUGUGAAAUGCGCAGCUCCAUGUCAAACAUACGUGAAAUGCCCAACUCCAUAUCAAACCUAUGUGAAAUGCCCAGCUCCAUGCCAGAAGACCUACGUGAAGUGCCCACCUCCGUGCCAGAUGACCUAUGUGAAAUAUCCCUGCCAGACGCAGACGUAUUAUGUCCAGAGGGCUUCUCCUUGUCAGACCUACUACGUACAGUCUCCGGCAGGUGGCACCGCGCAGGGUGCAGGAUCCGUGUGCUCUGUCCCUGACCCAUGCUCUGCUCCCUGUUCCACGAGCUACUGCUGCCUGGCUCCCCAGACCUUUGGGGUGAGCCCCCUGAGACGCUGGGUCCAGCGGCCCCAGAGCUGCAACACAGGAUCAUACGGGUGCUGCGAAAAUUCUGGGUGUGUCAGCUCUGGGGGCUGCGGCUCCUGCUGCUGCAGCUCGGGCUGUGGCUGUGGCUCUGGAUGUUGCUGUUUAGGAAUUAUCCCCAUGAGGUCUCGAGGUCCUGCGUGCUGUGAUGAUGAGGAUGACUGCUGCUGUUAA